Molecule: messenger RNA, 2567 nt
Organism: Neopsephotus bourkii (Bourke's parrot)
Lineage: Eukaryota; Metazoa; Chordata; Aves; Psittaciformes; Psittacidae
Gene: SYT16
Product: synaptotagmin 16
Exons: 10
Coding region: 553-2301 (582 amino acids)
Source: RefSeq, a predicted model, not a curated record
CUCCCCGCUGCCGGCGGCGGCCCGGGCCGCCUCCCGCCUCGCUGCGGGGCUCCGCCGCCGCUAUCGGGCAGCGGGCGCGGGAGGCCAGGCUGCCGCCGCGGCCAUGGCGAAGAACGCAUCCACUUAUGGCUAUGGCUGGAGAGCAGGCUGCCUGGGGGAGAGGGGUCCUUGCACAGAAGAAAGGCUGCUGAUAUGCCUAUGUAUGAGCUCCCAGGUGAUCCUCUGAGCCCACUUCUGAUGCAAUUUUUCUGCAGGAAGGGGUUAGUCCUGAGACAGCUGGGGUUUUAUCUGCCAUUGGAGUCUUCAUUAUCCUCCCUGCAGUCCUCUUCCACUUCAUCAACAAGAAGCUCUGCUUUGAAAAGAGAGAUGAGCUUCCAUGCAUGGGGCAACAAGGGAGAAGAAAACACUACAAAGAGAGGUCCAGAGUUCAAGAGGGCUUUGGUCUGUUGACAGCUGUAACCAGCAUGUAUGUGCUUCAGAAAAGCAACCUGAAUUACAAGUGACAUGCUGGCAAAGCUGAACUGAUCACCAGAUACUUACAUAGUGUUAAACAUGGCUUCUGAGGCUGCUCAGAAUUUCCUUCAGCCACUGUCAUCUUGGAUAUCUCAAAUAUAUGAAGCUAUCCAACAAGCAGGAGACUCUGUAUCUGCUUCACUGCUGAAUUUGAGUGGAAUGGGUCGUAAAUCAGAAGACGAGAGGAACCGGGACUUGGAGAGUAACAAAGUUUAUGAGGAUUAUUCAGAGGAAUUGGAUGAUGAACGACACUUGGACCUCUGGGAUGAGGAAUACUUAUAUCCUAAAGAAGAUGGUCACAUUGGAGGUCAUGAUCUUGCUUUACAAGACCUCCCUCAUGGCUCUGGCAUGAGUCAGCAGAAGCAAAAGCAGGUUAAAAAUACCGGCAGCUUACCAGAGCAGUGUGUUGAAAGCACUAGGUCUUUGAUAGCUAAUGGAUCCUACUGGACAAACAAAGAUCUCCAGACACUUGAUCGGCUUCCUCCUAUUGUUGAGGAAGAAGGUGAACCCUCCAUGAAGAUGGAAUGUCAUGGGCACAACCUCAGCUUGAGUAGCCCCUUAAAAAGUAAUAUUGGCAAGGCAAGUUUUGCAGGUCUGGAUGGACCAAGCCAACUGAGUUACCAAGACAAUCUAUCCUGUGGUGAAGAUGACCAUUUAUCUGCUGAUUCAAGAGCAACAACCGAGAGUGGGGGCAUGGGGCAGCAUAAAGAGCCUAGAAUGGAGGCCAGUAUUGCUGAUGCCAUUAGGCGGCAAACCACAGAAGAACAUUUGGAAGUGGAUAUCAACCAGGGAUUUGAAGUAAAUGAUGCUACUGGCAGCUCAUUGCCUUGGAGCCCCAAGGAACAUACUGAAGUAAAUAGUAUACCAGCUCAUCAUAGUGCUCAUGAGCCCAUCUGUAAAUGUGGUGAUAUAGACAUCCUCUUCAACUAUAAGGCCUCAAGUCAAAAGUUAGUAGUUACUGUUUUAGAAGCAAGGGAUAUCCCAGACAAAGACCGCAGUGGAGUGAACACCUGGCAAGUGCACACAGUGCUGAUGCCUAGCAAGAAACAGAGGGGUAAGACAAGUGUUCAGAGGGGACCGAUCCCCAAGUUCAAGGAUAAAAUUACCUUCAGUAAGCUGGAGCCAGAGGAGUUAAGCAGCCAUGGCAUUCGUUUCCGGCUCUAUGCGGUGCAUAAGAUGAUUGGAGAGAAGAUGAUGGGAGAGCAGUUGUUCCGCCUGAGCAACAUCAGCCAGGAAGGGGAAACAAAAGUGACAUUGGUCUUGGAGCCAAGGAGUAACUUGAGUAGUGCAGACUCUCAACUUAGUCUGUCAGCAAUCUCUCACAGCGAUAGUGCUUCUUCAACACAGUCCCUGUCGCAUGGAGGAGUGCCAGAGCUGCUCGUGGGAUUGUCAUACAAUGCCACUACAGGGCGGCUGUCAGUGGAGGUGAUCAAAGGCAGUCAUUUCCGAAACCUCGCCAUUAAUAGGCCACCUGAUACUUAUGGAAAGCUCUGCCUGCGCAACUCUGUGGGUCAGGAGAUGUCUCACUGCAAAACCUCCAUCCGUCGAGGACAGCCCAACCCUGUCUACAAAGAAACUUUCAUCUUCCAGGUUGCUCUCUUCCAGCUCUCUGAUGUCACACUAAUGAUCUCCAUAUAUAACAGACGCAGCAUGAAGCGCAAAGAGAUGAUUGGAUGGAUUUCUAUGGGUCAGAACAGCAGCGGAGAGGAAGAGCAAAGUCAUUGGCAGGAAAUGAAGGAAUCGAAGGGUACACAGGUCUGCAGGUGGCACAUGCUGCUGGAGUCCUAGUGGUUACCAGGGCAGCCUGUGGGUCCUGAUGUGAUGAGCUGUCUUUCCUUGUUCUCAGUCAGCAGCGAAAAGCUGUGCUGUGGCAAGCACAGUGCUCUUACGGGUCACAUGCGCUUUGACCUGACUUUUCAGUAUCAGCAGUCACAGGUAUUAAAGAUGGCAAGGCCUGGGAAGCAAGUUUAGUUCUGGUCUUUCCAGGUUGUCCUGCCUAUUGUACAUCCAAAUAAUUAAUCCUAGGGAGAAGCAGUGUGAAUACCUACAAAAUC